AUAGAAGAUUCAACCCUAGAGCCUCGUCAGGAUGCCAACACUUGUGGCAAAGCCUGUAGCUCUUGGGUUGUCCAACAAUGAGAAUUGCCAUUCCAUCACCUAACAAGCACCUCGCCCCUCUCUUCAAGUCUCCCACCACAUCUAUCAACUCGGUCGUCAAACCCACCUAUCCAUACUCAUACUUCCGCCGACUCAAGCACCGUGAGACGGGCCGCACCACCAUCGCUGCCAAGCGCAUCGCAAUUUGCAAAAAGAAAUGGAUGGAGUACCAAGGGAUCAACAAUUGGGAAGGCCUGCUCGACCCUCUCGACGACAACCUACGCCGUGAAAUACUCCGUUAUGGAGAGUUCGUCGAAGCCACGUACCGCUCGUUCGAUUUCAACCCUUCCUCUCCUACCUAUGCCACUUGCAAGCACCCCAGGAGCUCGCUCCUGGCCCGUGCCGGGAUCCAGGAGACUGGAUACCAGGUGACGCGUUAUCUGCGCGCCACGUGCGGGGUCCAGAUGCCGCAUUGGGCAUCUAAUGUCCCUAGUUGGAUGGGCACGCGGUCGAGCUGGAUCGGCUAUGUAGCGGUGUGCCACGACGGGAGGGAGAUUUCGAGGCUGGGGAGGAGGGACGUGGUGAUCGCGUUUCGAGGGACCGGCACGUGCUUGGAGUGGAUCGAAAACCUACAUGCCAACUUGACUUGUGUGGGCGGUGGCGGCGGCAACGGCAGAGAGGAGGGACCUAUGGUGGGAAGUGGGUUCUUAAGCUUAUACACAUCAAAAACAGCCUCUAAAAUGAGCUUACAGGACAUAGUAAGAGAAGAAGUUGCCAGGAUCAUCAAAAUGUACAGCGACAAGCCCCUUAGCUUGACGAUCACAGGCCAUAGCCUCGGUGCGGCACUGGCCAUUCUCAGCGCAUAUGACAUAAGAUCCAACUUUUCCAAUGCUCCAAUGGUGACUGUCAUAUCGUUCGGCGGGCCCCGCGUCGGGAACCGAACCUUUAGACGCUUCUUGGAGAAGAGCAAGGCGAACGUUCUUCGCAUCGUGAACUCGGACGACCUCGUCACCAAGGUGCCGGGACUAAAAGAUGACGUCGUGAGGCUCCUGUGGUUGUUCCGGGAACGCAUGGAGUGCACGUCGUCGACAUACACUGACGUGGGACGGGAGUUGAGGCUGAGUAGUAGGGAGUGCCCGUACCUCGGCAGCAUUGAUCUCGCCACGUGUCACGAGUUGAAGACGUAUCUUCAGUUAAUCAGUGGGUUUGUGAGCUCCAAGUGUCCUUUUAGGGCUACAGCGAAGAAGGUGCUGAGCGUGAAUAAAAGAAGAUCAAGGGAUAAAGGCCAAUAUCUUAAUUAAUAUGAGAAUCAUGCAUGAAUGCAUGCCAGUAAGCCUUCCUCACUCCCUCUCGAAGAUGUUCUUGGUAUGGAUCUGAUUCAUGCGAGCCAAAAUACACUCCAAAAGUAGGGUACGAGAGAUCUCGCGGGAGGUCGACACGAUCCAUGAAUAACUUCGAAUUGUUCACGACUAGCACGUGAAUAAAUAGCAUAGGAUGCAUACUUUUCGUGUGGUCGUUUGGGGGUUUGAAGAACCCCAGUGGCUUCACCUAUUAUUACCUUAACGCUAGAUAGGUAGUCGGUGAAGGUGUCGUGAGAAAAUAAAUUUGGUCUUUAUAGCUGUUUUCAACUCUUGGUUGAAAAUAUUGUGUCUAUUGCAUAUGUAUUUGUAUUCUGUUAUUGAAUGGACAGGAGUCAUUCUCGCCAUGUAAUUUUUCGUUAAUCUCUCUCUACGAUUAAAAGACAAAGUUAAGAAUA
This is a messenger RNA of Syzygium oleosum, 1795 nucleotides long. Its product is annotated as phospholipase A(1) DAD1, chloroplastic-like. The record is from RefSeq and is a predicted model, not a curated record. NCBI's taxonomy places the organism in Eukaryota, Viridiplantae, Streptophyta, Magnoliopsida, Myrtales, Myrtaceae. Gene Ontology annotation, molecular function: glycerophospholipase activity. The coding region runs from base 78 to 1340 and encodes 420 amino acids. Gene Ontology annotation, biological process: lipid metabolic process. The transcript has 2 exons.